UAUUUUCAAUAGAUUCAUUGUGCAAAUAUUGUGCAAAUAAUAAUAGUAUCAUGUAAAUUGAUGAAAGUAUCGCAAUAAUUGCGGUAAGAUAAUAUGUCAUAAGUGCAGCAGUUUUGUUGAAAUAAACAUUUUUAAUAAUAUUAGUAUUAAAAAUUAUUAAUAAAAUUAAUAAAAUGGGACAAAUUUAAGUUUGAGGUACAUUUUACAAUUAUAUCAAAAACUGUUUUAUUUAUUAUUUAAAAUGUCAUGAUGCUAAAUGUGUAAUAUUUCAUGUUGGAAUAUUUCUGCAUUAUAAAUUUAGAAGCAAUUAUGCAAUUAUCAUACACGCGAUAGAUUAAUUAUAUCUCUAAAUAUUUUAUAUACAAUGCAGCAAAAAUAUUUCCUUCAAUUAUCAAACAAUUUCUUUCCACAUUUAUUUAAUUUUAAUAAAAUUCUACCAAAAUGCUAUUUCAUAAGUAAUUGCACAGUUAUCAAUAUUUUACAAAAAAUCAAUUCUUUUACAUAUUUAUUUUUGUAAAUAAGUUAUAUACAAUAUAAUCGCAGAUUAUAGUGUUCAUGGAAGAUUUCAUAUGACAUAAUUUAAUAAAUAUUGUUCUAUUAGACAUAUAAUAAGCUCUGUAAACUAAGUUUUAUGUAUCUAUAAAAUUUAUUCAAUAGAAGAAUCAUAGAAAAAAAAAACGUCGAAAACGUAGUAUUGUAUUUACUAUAUUGCACAAUUAGACUCUUCGCACAAGAGCAAUACACGCACAACACGUGAUGUUACAUAGCGAUGUUUCCGGUACGUCGAGUACGUUUAUCGUUACGUUCGGAUUUAGGUUUAAAGUCAGUUGUUCAACAGCUUAAUCCCCGUGACUGAUACCUUUGUGCGAACAAUUUUGUAUCUUCGUGGUCGAGGCGAUUACGUCAGGGUGAAUUAAACGACAGAAUAUUCCGACAUAUGUUAAUACAUUCAUGCGGAGAGACAAACACGUGCACGCAUACACAUACGAAAACAUGCAGUGUAUAUACAACAAAGAACUUUACGGACACCGAAGUACAUCGCGCGUCGCAUUCGCUUAGAUAAGCGCCUAAUUUUUGCCAAUGAAGAAAAACAAAACUUCGGGUGCAUCCGACGAGUGCGCCCGCGGGCCGUUUUAUCGCGCAUUCGUCAACGAGUUACCGCAUAGGGCGUGUGAGUGUGUAAGCUUAGUCCGUUUUUAACAAACAUCGCGGGAGAUAAUGGACCGAACUAUGCCGGAAUGGAGACGUUAUUUGCUCGUGCAACCGCCCUCGGUAUUGCUGAUGUUCGCCAGAGCGAUGACAGAUACUAUUCUGAUAGAUCUGAUAGUGUAUCGUACGUGCACCGUAACGCUGAAGCUAAACGAAACGGAGUGUCUCAUACCCCAUAACGAUAGCAGCAGCAAGGAGGCACUCAGAAUCGAUUCCAUGGUUCAGCCAUACGCGAGCCAGAUCGUGAUGGGUAAAUCCUUUAUGAAUAGCAUUUUCCCAUCGCUCUUGAUGCUAUUUCUAGGACCGUGGAGCGACAAGUACGGAAGGAAACCCGUUAUGCUUUCAGGAUAUAUAAGUAAAUCUUUAACUUUUGCUCUGCUCUCUGUAAUAGCUAAUUGGGACAUCGGGCCUUGGUAUUUCCUGUUAGCCUACGUCCCCAUUGUUUUUUUCGGUGGCGUAAACGUAUUGACGCUCGCCACAAUGUGUUACAUCACUGAUAUGACAGACGAUAACGAGCGGGCAUGGUACUUUGCCUGCUUGGACGUACUGAUCUCCCUUGGCGUGCUAAUCGGAUUGCUCGUCGGUCCGGUGAUAUUCGAGGCAUGCGGAUACACCGGUGUGUUUAGCGUCGCGACCGCAUUCUGUAUUUUGGCGACGUUAUACACGUUAUUCUUUAUUCCAGAAACUAUACACAAUGAAACUUUCGACGUCCGUAAAGUAUUUGACUUUGCGUUAGUAAAGGAUCUUAUUAACGCGUGUAUCAAAAAGAGAGAUGGAUUCAAUAGGUCAUUAGUUUGGAGCUGCGUAGCUUGCCUCACGAUUCUCUUGAUUGUCUUUGAGGGCUAUCUCGCCAUCGGAUAUCUGUUCGCGAGCGCGCGGCUCGGCUGGACCAUGGAAAAGUAUAACGCCUACUUGGCUACAGACGUUGUGAUAGGAGUAUUCGGAACGAUGUUCGGUAUUAAAUUAAUGCAGGAAUGUGCAGGAUUCUCAGAAACGAUAAUUGCCAUGAUAUCUCUUACAUCGGCUGUCGCUAGUACAUUGACACGUGCCUUUACAUGGCAGUCUUGGCACAUGUAUUUGUCAGUGAUUCUAGGAAUAUUUAGUGACAUAUCUGAACCAAUGAUUCGUGUCAUAUUGACCAAGGCGGUACCUAUACAAGACACAGGGAAGGUUUUUUCCGUGGCUAUGUCCGUGGAGACACUGUUACCAUUCGCAGCAACCUCCAUGUAUACAUUUCUUUACUCCCACUACAUGCCACCUAUAUAUCCUCUACCAGUGUGGUUCUUAUCAGCUGUAUUCGAAGUCAUAACUAUUGUGAUACUGAUAUAUAUUCAGAGUCGAGCAAUAAAAAGCACUACAGUGCCUUUUACCGUAUUAAACGAAGAUGAUACAUUAAGAUUUUAGUGAGAAAAACCAAGUACAAAAUAUAGAGAUCAACUAAAUAUGAAAAGAUAAUCUUUUUAUACGGGUAUUUUUCUAGUAAUA
Monomorium pharaonis (pharaoh ant) is the source of this 2694-nucleotide messenger RNA. RefSeq names its product proton-coupled folate transporter-like. Gene Ontology annotation, molecular function: transmembrane transporter activity. Bases 1219 to 2613 code for a protein of 464 amino acids. NCBI's taxonomy places the organism in Eukaryota, Metazoa, Arthropoda, Insecta, Hymenoptera, Formicidae. Gene Ontology annotation, biological process: transmembrane transport. Gene Ontology annotation, cellular component: membrane. The transcript has 6 exons. The record is from RefSeq and is a predicted model, not a curated record.